AUCUCGUAUGUCCACUCUGUUCCGUCGACUCUUUUCUUUCCCACUCACCCCGUGGAAUCACCAGGUCAGACACGUCUCGAUCGGGUACAGGAAUAUGACUGGAAUCGCAGACAAAUACGACGCCCCGGUGCGCAUUGCCGUCAUUGGCGGCACGGGUCUCAAGAGCUUGCCAGGCUUCACCCACGUUGCGAACCUGAAUGUUGAAACUCCCUGGGGCAAGCCAUCUUCUCCCAUCUCCAUCCUGCACCACGCUUCGCCCAGCACCGGACACCCGAUUCCGAUCGCUUUCCUCUCGAGACACGGUCUGCACCACGAAAUCGCUCCCCAUGAGGUUCCUGCGCGGGCUAAUAUCGCGGCCCUCCGCUCCAUUGGUGUUCGAACCAUCAUCGCCUUCUCUGCUGUUGGCAGUCUCCAGGAGGAGGUCCGCCCCCGAGACUUUGUCGUUCCCGAUCAGGUCUUCGACCGUACAAAGGGCGUGAGACCCUGGACGUUCUUUGAGGGCGGCAUGGUUGGCCACGUUGGCUUCGCCGACCCUUUUGAUAGCACGCUGUCCAAGAUUGUCGCCAAGUCUGGCCACGCAUUGGAGGGCGACGGCAUUACCUUGCAUGACAAGGGAAUGAUUAUUUGCAUGGAGGGUCCUCAAUUCUCCACGCGCGCUGAGAGCAACAUUUACCGCAGCUGGGGCGGCACCGUUAUCAACAUGUCCGUUCUCCCCGAAGCUAAGCUCGCCCGCGAGGCGGAGAUUGCUUAUCAAAUGAUCUGUAUGGCUACCGACUACGACUGCUGGCACUCCACGGAGGAUGUCAACGUCGAGAUGGUCAUGGGCCACAUGAAAGCCAACUCGGAGAAUGCUCGUCGUCUCGUUGGUGCCGUGCUGGAUGAGCUCAGCAACGAGAGGCACAGCGACUUGGUCCAAGCGAAGCACCUGGAAGGUUCAAUGAAGUUUGCUGGUAGUAUGACCGGCAAGGAGGCACGCGGUGCCGACGCAUUGAAGAAACUCCAGUGGCUGUUCCCCGGAUACUACGACUAAAGGGCUGGUCCCUAGGUCCACUUGGCAUUGGUUUGAUAGAAUGAUAUAAAGGGUAGAUGCUUCGGGAUAAAUGGCUACUGGUAUAUACAGUCCCUUUCGUGUACUUCCAGCGAAGUACCUAUAUCUAUAUAGCGAAAUACAGGAAUAUUCAAGAAGACCUCCC
This is a messenger RNA of Xylona heveae TC161, 1193 nucleotides long. Its product is annotated as Methylthioadenosine phosphorylase. Gene Ontology annotation, cellular component: cytosol. NCBI's taxonomy places the organism in Eukaryota, Fungi, Ascomycota, Xylonomycetes, Xylonales, Xylonaceae. Bases 95 to 1030 code for a protein of 311 amino acids. Gene Ontology annotation, biological process: nucleoside metabolic process. The record is from RefSeq and is a predicted model, not a curated record. Gene Ontology annotation, molecular function: S-methyl-5-thioadenosine phosphorylase activity. The transcript is spliced from 3 exons.